Messenger RNA from Anopheles maculipalpis, 1872 nucleotides. Its product is annotated as 2',5'-phosphodiesterase 12. Gene Ontology annotation, biological process: nuclear-transcribed mRNA catabolic process, deadenylation-dependent decay. The record is from RefSeq and is a predicted model, not a curated record. The transcript has 2 exons. Bases 1 to 1872 code for a protein of 623 amino acids. NCBI's taxonomy places the organism in Eukaryota, Metazoa, Arthropoda, Insecta, Diptera, Culicidae. Gene Ontology annotation, molecular function: 3'-5'-RNA exonuclease activity. Gene Ontology annotation, cellular component: mitochondrion.
AUGUUGUGUGCGACACUGGCCCGACUUCUCUAUUGCAGGCCAAAUUUCCCAAUAGCCGUGUCACAAUCGUUGAAUCCCCAAGCAACAGGAUACUCCGUCCGGUACCGUUCCAACUUCCUCCCGAAACACCGCUUCGCCAUGAGGACCGCCUAUUUUAAACAGUUGCCGGGCGAGGAACAGUGUCAGAUCAGCUUCCACCUGCUGCUCGACCAGUACAAGAUCGACAAAGUGUUCAACUUUAAUCGCAGCCUAACGGAACAGAUCGACAGCAGCCUGGAUCGGAUACGGGCGAAUGUGGAGAAAGAGUUUCAGAAGAAAAACAAACGGAAAAAGGUGAAAAAAUCCGUCGACAAUGCCGCGUCUGCGGGCACGGAACAGGCAGCGGAUGUGGUACCGGUAGUAGUGUCGCUCGGUACGACGGAGCAAAAGCUUACCAACAUGACUAUUGCGGAUGUGCUGGCAAAAUUCGAUGCUGGUGAGUUUCCCAACGCACAGCUUACGGUGUUGGACACAAACUUUCAAAUUUCCUACAACAGUCCGGAAGUGCAUGCGGUCAAGCUGCCUACUUCCAUGCUGGCCGACUUUUAUGUAUAUCCUUCCCGACUUGAGCUACACUUUGCGACACGUGAAUCAAGUACGUACUGUUGGUCUAGAGGCCAGAUGCCAGCGUCCGGUGAUGUGCAAAAAAUCCAAUGGGAGCAGGUUAGCACAGAUUUGACGUACAUGGUUCAGAAGAGUGAUGUUGGGUAUCACCUAAAAUUUAGCUGCACACCGAAGGAUGCUGUAGGUCGGACAGGUCCUACGAUGGAAAUUAUCGCAUCGCAACCGGUACAGGCAGGGCCUGGAUUGUGCCCUUUCGAAGUACGCCAUCUGUUCACACAGCAGAAGCUAAAAGAUGGCCAGUUCCGUGUGGUGUCCUACAAUUUACUCGCUGAACUUUACUCGGACAGUGACUACAGUAGAACAGUCCUGUUCUCGUACACUCCACAAUACGCGCUUGAAAUGGAUUAUCGGAAGCAGCUGUUUAUAAAGGAGAUCCUUGGCUAUAAGGGAGAUAUCGUGUGUCUACAGGAGGUCGAUUCGAAGAUAUUCAGCCUGGAUCUGGUGCCUAUUUUUCACCACAAAAAUCUAACCGGACACUACAAAGCAAAGCGAAACGUGGCCGAGGGUCUGGCAACGUUCUACGAUGUGAAUAAAUUCGAACUCGUCGAAAAGGAUGGCGUUAUUAUAAGUGAAAUUGUACAACGUUAUCCGGAGGUCUGGAACAUCAUACGGGACAAGAAACCGUUGGUAGAGCGUGUAGAAAACCGAUCGUCCGCAUUGCAGCUUACCUUGCUGCGUAGUAAGCACGACGCACGCAAACAUCUGCUGGUGGCCAAUACACAUCUUUACUUCAGCCCAGACGCAGACCAUGUACGUUUGCUACAGAUAGGAUUUUCCAUGCUGUACGUACGCGAACAGUACGAACGGAUUCGUCAACAGUACAAUCUGCAGGAAUCCGAUCUGGCGUUACUGUUUUGCGGUGACUUUAACUCGGUACCAGAGUGUGGCAUCUACAAGCUUAUGACGGAACGGUUCGUUGGACCAGACUUUAUCGACUGGCAGAGCAAUAAGGAGGAAGCGGUAGAGAAUGUAUCCCUAUCGCAGCCGUUCAAAAUGGCUUCGGCCUGUGGGUGUCCCGAGUUUACAAACUACACGAUAGGAUUUACGGAGUGCAUCGAUUAUAUCUUCUACCAGACGGACGUAUUGAACGUUAACGACGUUAUUCCGAUGCCAAGCAAAGAAGAGCUUUCAAUGUACGAAGCGAUACCUUCACCGGUGUUUCCUUCAGAUCAUGUGGCGCUGGUCGCCAACAUGGAGUGGGCCAAGUAG